UUCGGGCGUUAUUACAUUCGAAGGCAACUACCUUCAAGCAAAAAGUUUAUAAAAUCAAAAUUAGCAAAAUAUUUAAAGUUUUAAAUUGUUUUAAUUGAUAAAACGAGUUAAUUGUUGUGUUUGCCCUAUUCAAACUGGUUAAUCGUGUUUUGCGUUUAUAAAAGCAACAAAUUUUAAAAAACUGUACAUUUUGACAGGUGACGUUACUGUUGUCAAUAUGCUGGAAGAAAAAAUACAAAAUAAUGAUUAAACCCCGUAAAAGAAGUGAAAUGUGAUUAAAAAAUCUGCAAGUUUUUGAUGCGUUUUUGUGGUUAAUUUAUCCAAUGUCUCCUUUUGUUGUUUUGUUUGUGUUUUCGCACCUAACCUUUAUUGUAACAACUAAUGAAGUGAUUUAUGUUAAUAACCGGCGUUUGCUGAAUGUGAUACCCCCUCAGAGUGACGGAAAAAAAGUGGAAGCUAGCAAAGCAGAAGAGCCUAAGGAUCAUGUAGAAACAGUGCACAUAAAAAAUGAAGCAAAGGUUGAACCCCAACCUGUCAAACCUCAGGAAGUACCUCCUGAACCAAAAAAACCGAGCAAAACACUCGAAAAAAAUGAAACGAAAGUUGAAGAUCACAAAGUUUUCAAACCAACGGAAAUGGAAUCGGGUGCCCUUUUGCGGGGUGUUUCCGUUGUGGUGAUUUUAACAGCUCUAGUAAUUGUUUACAUGGCCUUGAAGACUUAUUGCGGCAGUAAAAAAAGCAAACAACCUGUGAUGGUAAGCAAAUACGGUGUGAGGACACGGCGCAGUGACAUAGAGAUGACACCUCUUCCACUUGACGAGGACGAAGAAGACGAGACUUUGUUUGAUGUGCACAACACGAAUCGAUAAUUACAUAUUUCUUGUAAAUACCUAAUAUUUUUGUAUUAACUAACCUAUUAAAUAUUUUUUCCAAAGUGUUGUCUCUUGUCACCACACGAAAAGGUCGCAAUAAGCUUAUAUUUUGUAAAUUAGAAAUUUUGAAAAAAUUGGAUGGAAAAGACUCUAAAAUGUUUGUUUACGUUGGCACCCCUAAACGUCACCCUCUUGACACCUUUUAAAAAUGGCGUUAUGUCAGAAGUAGGCGUAACGUCAACCUAUUACCUAACAUUAGCAUUCUCAUUGAUUACUUCCUCUUGCGUGAUCGCAACUGUGUAUUUCGGUGGUCUCGAAUGUCAAAUGAGGGUGAAAUGGCGACGCAGGAAUCCGACCCUGCUAGCACCCUCCGGCGCCGCAAGUUGGUCGAGUGCGCCCAAGAAAAAAUCGAACAAGCCUCGGAACUGCUAAAAAAGAAGAUCCCGUGCGCCGGCCACUUCCUGGCCCCGAAGCGCCUCUGGUUGAAGCGAAUUUCGACGCCGAACUGCGAUGUUGUUGUUGUUUUCCCGCCCGGCGCCGAGGACUCGGUGUUGUUGUGGCUCCUGUCCAAGCUGAGACAGUCGCCGGGGCUUACGGUACACGUAAGACACCAUGCUUCCACCCAAAGCAGCGCAUUUUACCUCACGGCACCUCUCUCGAUUUUGCUCAAAGCUGCCGAAGAAUAUCAUCUUCCCAAAAUCUUAAAGGAGAGCAAGGGAGGUGGCUUGAAGGAGUUUCUAGUUCAGGACUUCCAGUCUUAUGAGGGAUCAGACGCUGAGGACCACUUUUUUACCACUGAGGAGAGACAGUGGCUGGUUUUGAGGCUUUUGGAGAGCAUAAGGGCCAAACCCAACGAUUCCCAGGCAAUUCCAGGGUUGACACUUCUCGAAGGACAGCCCAUUGUCCCCAAAUGUUUAACUUCUGGAAUAAUCUCGCAGGUAUUUCCCCUGCACGAACCCGCGGCUCUGGAACGCCUCCAGAACACGUGGGUCCGAGACUUUUGUGCCCGGCAGCCCCUAGACGAAAUAACCGAAUAUUUUGGGGUCAAAAUCGGGAUGUACUUUGCCUGGCUGGGUCAUUACACCACGGCUUUGAGCAUUCCGGCGAUUGUGGGAUUUUUCUUUUGGUUAUGUUGUAACGGCAAACACCAGACGCUGGAAGACGUGGGCUAUGUCCUGUUUUCAGUUUUCAACGUAGUUUGGGUCACGACUUACCUCCAAGCUUGGAAGCGUUAUUCGGCCGAGUUGGCCUUCAGGUGGGGCACUCUGGAUCAACGCGAUGACCUCCUAGCCGAGCCCCGCCCGCUGUUCAGGGUUGCGCGACAUGUUAUGAUAUGUUCCCAGGGACCUCUCCAGCCUAGUCCGGUGACCGGCCGCUUGGAGCCCUGGCACCCGACGUGGAAGAGACACGUUUUCAGAUAUUGCAUUUCGGUGCCGAUCAUUGUCAUUUGUUUAUCGACCGUUUUCUUCGUCAUGAUAGUUUCGUUGCAAAUUCAGGAUUGGUGGGACGGGUUGCUAAGUGCGAGAGGACUGCCCAUGUGGCUGGGGUACCUCCCCAAAAUCAUGUUGGCUGUCGUUAUCUCGCUAAUGGACGAGGCCUACUUCAAAAUAGCCAUCUGGCUCAACGAUAAAGAGAACUACCGUCUCGAGACCAAGUACGAAAACCACCUCAUCGGCAAAGUGGCCUUGUUUCAAUUUGUCAAUUCGUUCCUCUCAUUAUUUUACAUCGCAUUCUAUUUGCAAGAUCAGGCGCGCCUCAAAGAGCAAUUGGCCGCUUUACUGAUAUCUCGACAAGUGAUCGGUAAUCUAAAAGAAUCGGCCUUGCCUUACAUGCUUGAGCACUUGCGAUUGGCCAAAAUGAGUUUCGAUCUGUGGGGCGCUUUAAGUCCCCAAAACGCCAGACCGCCACCUGGCGAGGAAACCGAGAAAGUACCAGAAAUUAAAGAAGAACCGAGCACCGAACAAGCCAACAAACGGAGCAUGAGUCAAGCCGAACUCGAAAGUUCUUUAUACAAAUACGAUGGAACUUUCGCCGAUCAUUUGGAAAUGACAAUGCAGUUAGGAUAUGUCAUUUUGUUCUCGUCUGCCUUUCCUCCGGCUGCGGUUUGCGCGAUGUUGAAUAACUUGAUCGAAAUCAGGAGUGAUGCCUUCAAGCUGGCUUAUGUGUGCCAAAGGCCGUUUGGGCAAAGAGUGCCAAAUAUCGGCACGUGGCAGAAUUGUAUGGAAUAUAUGAGUAUAAUGGCGGUUUUGGUCAACUGCGCUCUGAUUGGUUUAUCGGGGCAAGUGCACCGAAUGUUUCCCGACAUGACUGCCACUCAGACAAUUCUGUUGAUUGUGGCCUUGGAGCAUAUCAUGCUUGUUAUUAGAUUCAUCAUCACGUGUGCCAUCCCGGACAUCCCCGGUUGGUUGGCCACCGAAAUGGCCAAAAUCGAGUGGGCUCGACGCGAAGCUAGCCGAUUGGCCAACACGUCGACGCCCUCACCCGAAGAGCUAUCGGCCAAGAUCGUCGGGAGAUUUUCAGUGUCGCCGAGCCACAGUCUGGUCGCCGGCAACGAAAACAAACUCGACAUUAAGUUGCGCGAGAUGAGCGAAACUUUGAAGGAAACGACACAUUCGCAAAAUGUCACACCGGUACCGACCCCCACUUCGCCAGCGCCGGGCACGGCCCAUUACAAACCCGUCUCCAUAACCCCCGAUAGCAUUCAACAAAUUCCCCCGUUUAAGCCAAGAAAAUCCAAGGAGUGGACCCCAGCUGAGGUGGUGCCGCCCGAACAGACCCACCAUUUGACGAUCGGGCCUGGAGGGGGCGCCGAGUGGGCCAAACGCCUCAAAGAGGAAUCCGACAUACAUCGAAGUACUGACUGCAUUACCCCUAAAGACGCCUCUAGUUCUGAUUCAGACCUGUUGAAAAGUAGCCCGGUGUGGCCGCCGCGCCCGCGGUCCCCGCCCCAGCCGCCCAACCGGGCACGCCCCGCCCCCGCCGACUCCUCCCUCAGCGACAGCGCUCGCAGCGUGUCGAGUCAGGAGGCGGCGGACGAGGCGGCCCGCGCGGCCGAAGAACUAGCAGCGAAGAAGACGAGAGUCAAGCAAAGCCUAAUGAAACGAGCCCGUUCUGUGGCCAUUUUCUCGCUGAAGUUGAAGGAGCGUCGCGCUAGGGAGGCGCAGGAGAAGGCGGCGAACAAGCCGGUGACUCCGACUGCGCCGUUGCCGCCGCCGCAGUGUGGAGGCGGCGAGUUGUCGUGCAUACCCAUCGAAAAGCUCAUUCAACUGGAGGAUGUGAGACGCAACGUACGGCCUAACCAAACCGGAACUUUGUAGCAACUUUGCUCGCAUUCCUCCUACUCAGUCGUCGUGUAAGCAUUCUUUAUUUAAGAAAUGAAAAGUAGAAAUUUGUUUUAUCGACACGAACUUGCAUGUUUUUCAAUUUCAAUCGGGUGAAAGAGUAUUCCGUGAAUCGAGCAAUAAUAGUUUAAAACGUUUAAAAAUCAAACAGAUUGCAAUGCCCGUUUAUGAAACGAUGGUAAGCUGAUUUUUAGAUAUUUAAACUUUAAUGUUAAUAGUUACAUAAGAUUGUUUUUAAAUUAUUUUUUAUAAUCUGUAGAUUGUAUGUUAUCCUCACGUAGCGGUAAGACUGUAACAAUUAAUAAUUAGUGAAUAGGUCGGCUGGAGUUUUGCUUGGUUGCGUAGCCGCUGUAGUUUCGUUGGGUUCAUUGUAGACCCCCUAAUCCCUGGAGUUAUUAGUUUCUAUAUUUUGACCACGUUUAGAGUAAAGUUCGUCCAGUAUAUUGUAAUGCAUUGCCUUUUCAUGCGGCUAGUGUGACCCCACGAAGUGUAGAAAAUGACGACCGGAGCAACCCUGGCCUCCACCUAGUGUUUGUUUAGUCUGCCGUCCGCUUUGUCCCGGCUAACGCCUCUAAUUAACGAACCCGUCUAAAGCCGGUCGCCACUUUCUACCAGUUAUAGUACACUAGGCCGAGUAUUUUUUUGACGUUUUACAUAGCGCUUAUCAAGUCUCAAUAGUGGAACUAACAAUAAGACUGCAAAUAUUUUUGAGAUUUAGUACGAAAAAAUGCCUUGGUAUUAUUGUUAUUAGUUCGAUUUUUAGCCAGAUUUUAACGAUGUGAUUAUCCACAGCAUUAAAAACAAACAAAAAAAUUGACAAAUUCUGUGCUUGUCGAACUUUCAUGUUGCUUAA
Tribolium castaneum (red flour beetle) is the source of this 5066-nucleotide messenger RNA. RefSeq names its product white walker (gene wwk). The record is from RefSeq and is a predicted model, not a curated record. The transcript has 17 exons. Lineage: Eukaryota; Metazoa; Arthropoda; Insecta; Coleoptera; Tenebrionidae. The coding region runs from base 1190 to 4189 and encodes 999 amino acids.